Messenger RNA from Trichoderma harzianum CBS 226.95, 1905 nucleotides. RefSeq lists its product as hypothetical. Gene Ontology annotation, molecular function: oxidoreductase activity, acting on the CH-CH group of donors. The record is from RefSeq and is a predicted model, not a curated record. The coding region runs from base 1 to 1905 and encodes 634 amino acids. The transcript is spliced from 3 exons. NCBI's taxonomy places the organism in Eukaryota, Fungi, Ascomycota, Sordariomycetes, Hypocreales, Hypocreaceae.
AUGGAGUCAUCUGGCGCAGACAAAGGUUUCUUCCAGCGACCUCCCUCUUUGCUGAAUCAAUUCUACGAGGAUGCCACUUAUCAACGGUGUUUCAAAUUAUUUCUGCCAGCCGAAUUGAGGGAGCAAGUUAAACCAGAAGUGGCAAAACUUGGUCAAGAGGUGUUGGCCGACAGAAUAUUCGCCUGGAUCACAGAUGUAGAGCGAAACAAGCCAUAUCUCAAAGGCUCUGGCCGGAAUGCAUUUGGACAAUGGCAGGGAAAGCUCAUCAUGACGGAAGGAUGCGCCAGCUGCAGGAAUUUGGCUUUGCGAAAGGGUAAUUUUGUCGCCGAUGCCUAUGACACUCCGUAUGGGCCUUUUGCGCGAAAUAGACAAUUUCUCCGCUUGUUUCUUUGGGAAGGAUCAUCUGCAAACGUUACAUGUCCCACCGCGAUGCAAGAUGGCGCAGCUAGGAUGCUACAGGUGCAUCUGACCACUCCCAGUCUGGCAUCCAAACUAUCAGAGACAGAAAAGAGAGUGUUUGAGAAUGCGUUCCGCCAUCUGACGACUCGAGAUCCCAAAUUUUCAUGGACCAGCGGGCAAUGGAUGACUGAAAGACCUGGUGGAAGCGACGUAUCAUUGACUGAGACGAUAGCUGUCUAUCAGCCAAACGAGACCGAGGCGAUGGCAUUCAAAGAAGAGGGUAUUCCCCUAGGCCCAUGGAGUAUCAACGGAUUCAAGUGGUUUUCGGCCGCCACUGAUUCCGAUAUGACGAUUCUGCUGGCAAGAACUCCAGCUGGCAAACUCUCAACUUUUCUUGCGCCACUGAGAAAGCACGAUCCUGCAGCUCUAAGUGAAUCUGGAAAUCCCGACCCAAACGGCCAGUGCUUAAAUGGCGUGCGAAUUCAGCGCCUUAAGAAUAAGCUCGGGACCCAAUCUCUUCCCACAGGAGAGCUCGUCUUGGAAGACAUGCGUGGGUGGAUUAUUGGGGAGGAAAACCGCGGCAUUCAGGAAAUUUCCGUCCUGCUGCACUUGACGCGGAUACACUCCACCAGCCAAGCGGUCGGAUACUUGGGCCGUGGCCUAGCAGUCGCGCGAGCCUUUGCAAGAGUCAGGGAAGUCGGGACCGGUAGAGGCGCUAGAAUGAGACUGACGGACAGCUCACUGCAUAUGAAGACGUUGGCACGUAUGACUGCCGAGUACAGACGGAUAAUGCUUCUGCACAUGUUUACCGUCUAUGUCCAUGGGCUGUCUGAACAUCCGACGGAAAUGGGCGCGGAGACGCUCAAGGCACUGACGCCUCCACCAAAGGAUCUCUUGCCGCUUCUGAGGGUCCUCUCCACACUAACAAAAGCAUACGUCUGUAACUCAGCCCUGAGAUUGCUGUAUUCCUGUAUGGAAUCGAUCGGUGGCGUGGGCUAUCUGUUGAAUGAGGAACAAGAGUAUCUCAAUAUUGCCCGUCUCUAUAGAGACGCUGCUGUGCUACCCAUCUGGGAGGGUACAACCGAUUUGCUGAGCACUGACUUUAUUAGGGCACUCAAGCGUCCUGAAACCGGAGUGCAGUCAAUGGAUGCUUUGGACCGCUUUAUCAAACAGGCAUUUUCUUUGAAUGGCAAUGCUUCUCAUCACCAAGAAGUGGUGAAGAGAUGGGAGGGUGAGAGAAACCUCAUCACCAAGGAAUCUCAAAGUGAUCUUGUCGGCAAGGGCAGAGACAUUAUGUGGUCUGUAACGGAAGUUUUGAUGGCAGCUUUGCUGCACGUCGACGCCAACAACGACGGGGAUGUGGCCGAGCGAGAAAUUCUGCAACGGUAUUUGGAGGACAGAUUCUCGGCAAAGGAGAGAGUCGGCGUAUCCACAAAGGAAGAACUGGAAAAGGACUUUACCAUUGUGUAUGGCGAAGAGAGAUCAAAGACGAGCUCCAAUCUGUAA